GUGCUGCCCACAGUGCUGCCAGGCAUCCAUGGAAGAGGAGGUGCAUUAAAGUAGGAGGGAAGCAAAAAAGUUAGCCUCAGUGUGGUGCGCCCGUGCGUCUGACUGUUUGACUUGUGCUCUUUCAGCGAGCAGAGUAAGGAUCCUUGCCAGAUCUGGAGCUCAUCUGAAAUAUAUUAAACCCUGGAGAAGAACGUUCCUCUGUAAUCUAGCUGCGUUGACGCUCCACUGAGGGCUCCUAUUUGCUGUCAGAGGUACACCCAUACAUGUAACAGCAGCUCCUCCAAGACACUGACUGUUUUUGUCUCCUCAAGUCAAAAUAUUUUUCCAAGCUCCAGAGGGCAAGACUGAAGAGAGGGGGAGAGAGAGAGAGAGAGAGAGGGAUCAAGGUGCUUGAAGAAGUCUGCUUUCUCCGUAAUAACUUGGCACUAUAAGUUCUCAGUGUGGCAACUGUUUUCAAAGGGGAAGGUCCACACUUCAAACGAAACAUCAGCCCUAUCGUUCCUCUUGGCGUGUGCAGAGGAGGUUUCAAGGACAAGUGAGCAGUGUUCACAUAAAUACAGGAAACAUCUGAAGGUCCAGCCAGGAGGAAAUACAGCUCCAAACAACUGGCACAACUCUGACACUGUUUUUUUGCAAGAAACUCCCAAUCAUCUUGUUAGUCAAUCAAAAUGUCACGUUGGGGACGAAAAAAUGUGAAGAAGGCCCCUGAGGUCAUCCGCACUGUGACAGAAGGGCUCAAGUCCCUGUACCGUAAGAAGCUGCUGCCUCUGGAGCAGUUCUAUGGUUUCCAUGACUUCCAUUCUCCCAGUCUGGAGGAUGCAGACUUUGAUAAUAAGCCCAUGGUGCUGGUGGUGGGACAGUAUUCCACAGGAAAGACAACGUUCAUCAAGUAUCUACUGGAGCAUGAGAUUCCUGGGAGCAGGGUGGGACCUGAACCCACUACUGACUGCUUCACCGCCAUCAUGCAUGGGGAGGUGGAGGGAGUCAUCCCUGGAAACGCCCUUAUUGUAGACCCCAACAAGCCUUUCCGCAAACUCAACCCAUUUGGAAACACCUUCCUCAACAGGUUCCAGUGCGCCCAGAUUCCCAAUCAGGUCCUGGAGAGUAUCAGCAUAAUUGACACACCAGGGAUCUUGUCCGGAGCCAAACAGAGAGUGAGCCGAGGUGAGGGAGGUAAAAAAGGCUAUGACUUCCCAGCUGUGCUGCGCUGGUUUGCUGAGCGUGUGGACCGCAUCAUCCUGCUGUUUGAUGCACAUAAACUUGAGAUAUCAGACGAGUUUUCUGAGGCCAUCGGUGCCCUGAAGGGUAAUGAGGAUAAGCUGCGUGUGGUCCUCAACAAGGCAGACAUGGUGGGCACCCAGCAGCUGAUGCGAGUGUAUGGUGCACUCAUGUGGUCCCUGGGGAAGGUGUUUGGCACCCCGGAGGUUCUGCGGGUGUAUAUUGGCUCCUUCUGGUCAGAGCCACUGAUGGUUAGCGACAAUCGUAAGCUGUUUGAGCUGGAGGAGGAGGAUCUGUUCGCUGACAUCCAAAACCUUCCUCGCAACGCAGCUUUGCGUAAGCUGAACGACCUGGUCAAGAGGGCACGCCUGGUCAGGGUCCAUGCCCAUAUCAUCAGCUAUCUGAAGCAGGAGAUGCCUUCUGUCUUCAGGAAGGACAAUAAAAAAAAGAAUCUCAUCUACCAGCUGCCAGUUAUUUUCUCCAAGAUCCAGCUGCAGCAUAACAUCUCUGCUGGAGACUUCCCGGAUUGUGCUAAAAUGCAGGAACAACUGAUGGUUCACGACUUCACCAAGUUCAAAACCUUGAAGCCUAACCUGAUGGCUGCCUUGGAUGAGUUGCUGUCCUCUGAUAUCGCCAAACUGAUGCCCCUCCUGCGGCAGGAGGAGCUGGAAGCAGGUGAGCAACUAGGCGUGCAGGGUGGAGCCUUCCUGGGGACCCGCGCCGGACCGUUCUCUGAGGGUGACCCCUUUACCUUCACCGAAGAGAACGGAGAGGGAUGUGAGGAGGAGGAAGGAGGUUGGGUCGUGACCAAAGACAAGCCCAAAUAUGAUGAAAUCUUCUAUAACCUCGCUCCCAAUGAGGGGAAACUGAGCGGCAACAAGGCUAAGGACUGGAUGGUGAGCUCUCGCUUGCCUAACUCGGUGCUGGGUCGCAUCUGGAAGCUGUCAGAUGUGGAUCGUGAUGGCAUGCUGGAUGAUGAAGAAUUCGCCUUGGCCAGCCAUCUGAUCGAGGUCAAGCUGGAGGGCCAUGGUUUACCCCCUGAGCUGCCCAACCAUCUGAUCCCACCCUCCAAACGCAGGCAGAAGGGUUCUGAUGCGUAGACAAGUCCCUGGAGCUGACAGAGACUUCUCUAUUGGCUGUCACACUUUAGCUACUGUUUGUAUUUGCUGUUGUUGUUUUUUUUCCCCCAGACCCAUAACAAAAUGUUAUAUGAAAUGUGUUUAUUUCUGAGACCGAUUUUUUUUUUUGUCUUAUACAAUGGAACAUACUGUAACAAAUGCUCACUGCAAAUGAUUGUGUAUUAAAAAGUCACACGGGUCUGGUUGCUUCUUCUUCCUUUUUUGGCUCUUUGAAGUUUGCUUUCUAUGAUGAGCUUUUUGAAAAUAUAUGUACUCGUGUUUUAUGAGCAGAAGCAAAUAAAUGCUGGCACCAUUUAAGCAAACAGUAUUCGAGCACAUGUAUUUGACAGAAUACAGGGGAAAACUUUGUCUAUAUUAAACCUUUAAAAUUUAACAUUCCCACAGUGACUAGACUGGAGUGGCAGAGUAUUAUCUUGGGUCUUGAGGGUAUCAUCUACAAGACUUAUUUUUGCUCAACUGAUGUGUUUAUGAUGUAGUGUUUCGGCAGUGUAAAUCUAAAUAACCUGAAUGCAUUUCACUUUGACGCUUUACACGCCACAAUUCUGUGCAUAUGCUUUAUUUUAUUUUUGUAAUUGCAAUUGUUGUUUUCGUAUGUGCAGGAGCAAUAAGACCUCAGUUGUACACAAAAGAACAUUACAUGCUGGGAUGAUCUUUUUUUAAAACUAGACCGAAUGAUUGAUAUAUUACUGACUACUGUACACAGCUCCACCAACUGUUAUCUAUUAUCAUAACCAAAUAAAAUUAAACUGACUGUG
Thunnus maccoyii (southern bluefin tuna) is the source of this 3112-nucleotide messenger RNA. RefSeq names its product EH-domain containing 2b (gene ehd2b). The record is from RefSeq and is a predicted model, not a curated record. Gene Ontology annotation, cellular component: cytoplasm; plasma membrane. NCBI's taxonomy places the organism in Eukaryota, Metazoa, Chordata, Actinopteri, Scombriformes, Scombridae. The transcript has 7 exons. Gene Ontology annotation, biological process: endosomal transport; endocytosis. The coding region runs from base 669 to 2318 and encodes 549 amino acids. Gene Ontology annotation, molecular function: protein binding; calcium ion binding; GTP binding.